Molecule: messenger RNA, 3513 nt
Organism: Ornithodoros turicata
Lineage: Eukaryota; Metazoa; Arthropoda; Arachnida; Ixodida; Argasidae
Product: peroxidase-like
Exons: 15
Coding region: 646-2901 (751 amino acids)
Biological process (GO): response to oxidative stress
Molecular function (GO): heme binding; peroxidase activity
Source: RefSeq, a predicted model, not a curated record
AACCAUUAUGCCUGCACUGGUCAUGAACAUUUCAACAUGUUUCAUGUGGUCUUGUUCUAGACCUGCUGUAGUGGAUAUUACUGCUGAAAACAGAAUCAAAAACUGCAACUGUUAGUGAAAGAAUCAAGCCCCGGCAUCAUCUUGCUGAAACCUGUUGAACACGUUACGGUGUUCUCCGAAAGGCAUAACAGAGUUGUCUUUUUCUGGGAUUGUGCUGAAGUUGUGAAAGUUCAAGAAGCAUACCCGCAACACUCUUGCUGAGGUCUGGCUGACAUCUGUGGGAAAUAUUGGAAAGUCAUUGUGUAGUGUGGUUGAAGUCUCGUCCCUGGUUUCGUUCGCUUGGAUCUUGAUGGCCAACCACAUGCGAAUGAAAGUAUACUAAAGAUUUGAAAGGUGUGAAAGGAGACAUUUGCGCCUUUGAAAGCUACGGUCACGUGGUGCGAGGCAUUACAGUCUACUGCAAGCUCUGGCUGAACACAGAGCGUCUGCAAGUGCUACAAGAGGGGCAGUAGUGAUUCGAAGUUCUGGUAUUCGUCAGGGCACUAUUCGAGGGAGUUCCCAAGCUUCUGUGGCAACUUCCAAUAGGAAGACAGGAAUUUAAAGGACAAGAUUGGUGUGGUGAAUCUCUACUGAUUCGACCGAGCCAUGAGGCUCUGGUGUGUGACGUGUUGGGCGGCAACAGUUGUGUUCCUGUCCCUGUGCUGCCGCGCACAGCAGCCUCCUCCUCCUUUAGAGCAAGUAGUCUCGUCCCGUGGUUCAGCGUUCAGGCAACUAUGGCGGCCGAGAAUCUCUUUCCCUCCCGACCCAACGUCACCCACCGUGCCACUGGUGACGUCAGACCUCGUGGACGAAGCUGCGCGAGAAGCCCACCAGGUGGUCCUCAAACAGAAACUACAAGACAAAGAAAACGCUGCCAAAGGUUUAAAAAGUGUGCCAGGUCUAAUGUGUCCCGCAUCUGCACGUCACAUGAAAAGUCGAGUAGCACGUGACAAAGCCGUCGCCAUGGACGAGAUGGCGCACCUGUUCGAAGAGACAACAAGGAUUCUCUCCAGGAAAAUGAAGAUGUUCUGGGAGGAUGAGUUUCAUGGUCUGGCAAGGACACAGCUAGGGGACUCUCGGCUGGCCGCCGUACAAGAACAGUGUCGCCGGCUAAGCAACACUAUCUGCCACUACGGCUCCUUCCGUAGUAUGGACGGCUCCUGUAACAACAUCAACAAUCCCGACUGGGGCAUGGCCUUCUCCUGCAUGAGGCGACUGCUGCCUCCAAGAUACGCUGACGGAGUGUCGGCGCCCCGUAUCUCCGAAACGGGAGGAGAGCUUCCAAACCCACGAAAGGUGUCGACAACGGUACACGUCGACUUCGACAGACCUUCACGGGAGACCUCGCACAUGCUGAUGCAGUGGGGGCAGUUCUUGGACCACGACUUUGCACUGUCACCCAUUUCACCAAUUCCUGGCGAAAUCAUUGACCUCGGAAAUCCCAACGACGUCCUGGACUGCUGCUCCCCGCUCAUGCGCAACUCUGCGCUCUGCUUCUCCUUUGAUAUUCCUCGCACGGACCAUUUCUUCGGUGCCUAUGGAGAGCACUGCAUGAACUUCCCACGAUCCGCGAGAUGUCCGCUUUGUGGCCUAGGCCCUCGUCAGCAAAUUGACUCCUUGACGUCGUUCAUCGACGGUUCUCAAGUGUACGGUAGUUCUUUCGAAGACGGGAAACGUCUACGAACCCUUCAAGGAGACGGACGUCUCAAGUUCGAUGUCGGACGGAAAGGGGACAUGAUUCUUCCUGCCAGCUUUCAUCCUAAUGAAGACAAGUGCAGCCGACCGAAGACCGGAGAUAUCUGCUUCAGAGCCGGUGACGAACGUGUCAACGAACAACCAGGACUGACAGCCAUGCACACGGUGUGGCUUAGACAACACAACGCAAUGGCCGAUAAGCUUUCGAGCAUUAAUCCUCACUGGGACGACGAAAGGAUAUAUCAAGAAGCAAGGCGCAUCGUGACAGCUCAGAUGCAGAUGAUCACCUACAACGAAUUCCUUCCACUGGUUACUGGCAAAGCGUUCCACCGGGAGUUCGGGUUAGCUGUGUUACCCUAUGGAUACACAACUUACAACGAAAACGUCGAUCCUACAUUGUUGAACGAGUUCGCAGGAGCUGCUUUCCGAUUUGGACAUACCAUUCUCAACGGUGACUUCAUGCAGAUCGACUCAAAAGGCCACAUCUCCAGAGUAAAACUUCAAGACAACUUCUUCAAACCGUUCGAGUUUCGAGACGGAAUGAUGGAGCGGAUCGUACGGGGCCUUGCUCGCCAGACGUCGCAGACGUUCGACAACUUCAUCACCAAUGACGUCACAAACCACCUGUACCGGCUGACCAAUGAGUCUUUCGGAUUGGACCUGAUCUCGCUAAACAUUCAACGAGGAAGAGACCACGGACUACGCGGAUACACCGAUUACCUCAAGGGCUGCUUCGGAUUGCGCGUCGAGAAAUUCGAGGACCUCGACAGCGCCAUGCCGCGACCGGUGCGGGAACGACUCCAACGACUAUAUGCGCACGUAAACGAUAUCGACCUGUUUACGGGAGGUGUAUCGGAAUACUCCCUCCCGGGCGGAGUCGUGGGUCCAACUUUUGGCUGCAUCAUCGGAAUCCAAUUUUGGCGACUCAAGUACGGCGAUAGAUUCUACUUCGAGCAUGGAAGCCAAGCCGGAAGCUUCACACCAGCUCAGUUGACUGAAUUACGGAGGACAAUGCUGUCAAAGAUUAUCUGUGACAACAGCAUCGGGCACAAGUUCGCUCAAAGGAACAUACUCAGAACGAUAUCGGACAGCAAUCCUGAGAUACCUUGUGCACAACUGCCGGCCAUGAAUAUGGAUGCUUGGAUCGAGGUUCCGGCAACGUCUUAGCACGAACUUGGGACGCGGUGACACAACAGCCAGAAGCUGAUUAAGAUCGAACCUAACGUCGAAGCCUCCAGAAACAGAUUGAGCACAAAUUCACGAACUAGCAGCGCCACCACACGUGCUAAAACACACCAUGGUUACAGUCUGCUAGACGUCUUUCGAGCAGAAACAAAGUUGCCAAAAAAAGAUAACCAUCAUCCACAUCGCUCUGUCGGUUUCGACCUUUUAAACGAAAGGCAAUGAUAGGUGGCGUUAGAAAUCAAUAGCGAAAGAAAAGUACGAGUUUGGAAAAUAUGUGGCGCCACCACAAGACAGCCUGUGACUACGAAGACAUCAAUCUUCAAGAACCAAGAACAGGUGGCCUACAGUAGACAACUUUCCAAAGACUUAUUGGUUUAACUAAAAUGCCCUUGCCUUCGGUUGAACUGCUGGAUUGUUUUCUUUGUGAGACACGCGUGAGCCGGAUUCGGAGAGGACUGAACUGCAAAGUGAGUGUUGUGUGAGUGCUGAACAGGACAGUGACGAUUGUGAUUGUGUGGCGAGUGAUCCCAUUUCUUCAUUUUUUUUUUCAGUACGUUACUUUGUAUAUUAAACCGACACGGGUGUGAAAGUAUA